Ictalurus furcatus (blue catfish) is the source of this 5441-nucleotide messenger RNA. RefSeq names its product interleukin-6 receptor subunit alpha-like. Gene Ontology annotation, cellular component: membrane; external side of plasma membrane. Gene Ontology annotation, molecular function: cytokine receptor activity; protein binding. Lineage: Eukaryota; Metazoa; Chordata; Actinopteri; Siluriformes; Ictaluridae. The record is from RefSeq and is a predicted model, not a curated record. The coding region runs from base 3687 to 5441 and encodes 584 amino acids. Gene Ontology annotation, biological process: cytokine-mediated signaling pathway. The transcript has 10 exons.
GAAAUGCUGUUUGGCUGGUGGGGGAGAGUAGCACGGCACAGUGGAGCCAGCCGUCUUUCUCAACAUCAUUUUACAGAGGAAACGUCCACUGGCAAGUGAGAGAAGUAGACAUACUAAGAGUGAGAGUUGAAUGUUUCACUGAUCUUACAUCUGACUGAGAACAAGACCUAUGAUUCCAAAAACUCAUCUGUAUUUAAGUAAAGAUUUGAUUAAAUGUUUUUAUUAUAUAAUAAUUUUCAAUAAUGUUUUGACCAAUGAGAAACUGAAGAGGGUCGAAAUUGAAUUAUGUUUAGGAUAUCUUAUCAAUGGUUUUUUUUUUUGUUUUUGUUUUUUUGUUUGUUUUUUUGCUGUUGUUGUUCUUUAUGAGAUGUUCUAACAUUUAAAAUACAUUUGGUGGAUGAGCCCCCUGUUGCUUUAUGUGACUUUGACUGCUUUAUUAUAUUACGUGUUGCACUACUGUAGCACAGAUACCUGAAAAAGUUCAUGCUGUGUCAGAGCAUCUCCAAAACAGGAGGUCUUGUGAGCUGCAGUGGUUAGUACCUACCAAAAGUGCUCCAAGAAAGGACAACUGGCAACAGGGUCAUGGGCGCCCAAGGCUCACUGAUAUAUGUGGGGAGUGAAGACUAGCCCAUCUGGUCCGAUCCCACAGAAGCGCUACUAUAGCACAAAUACCUGAAAAAGUUAAUGCGGGCUAUGAUAGAAAGUUGUCAGAUGGGGCUGCGUAGCAUCAGACCGGUCCAAGUGCCCAUGCUGACCCCUGUCCACCGCUGAAAGUGGUAGAAAAUGGGUAGGCUUGCUUGGUGAGCGUUCAAUAAAAUCUAAGACUAAUAAUAAACACAGCUAAUAAUCCUUGUUUUUUUGCUCUCUGUUUUUUUUUUUAUUCAAAUCUUGGGUGUUGGUUUGCCUUUCUUGUUUAACUUUCAGUCUCUCCUCAUAAAUAUGACCAUCGUAAGACUUUUUAAAAAUUAGGUCAACAUUAGCAGUUUCUGCCAUUUUGUGCCAACAAGUAGCUAAGCUGCUAUCUGAAUAAGUAAGUGACAGAUAGCCAGCUAGAAUUAUGAACAGCAAAUCUCUUAAAUUAAUGCAAAUAAUCAAACUAAACUUUAUACUUGAAAUUGUAAUUAUUUACAAAUAUUUACACCACUAGUGCAGCCUCCACGAGAUACUGACUGAUGCCGACAUAUUUAGGUUUGAGAUGUCAGUCAUGCUCGUUACCAUUUCAGUGAUUGGCAGUUGGUUAUGAAGUUUACUUCUGGAGUGGCUUCUGGGUGGGAUUUAAAAUGACUUGUUAAAAGCAUGUUGUCCAAUGUCCAAUGUUCUGUCCCAUUAAAACACAUAUGUGAGAUUCAAGUAGACACCCAGAGAAGCAUGGUAUCUCUGAGAAAAGUUUGCAUUAAUUCAAUGAACAGUACAAUAUUGCGUGAGAUAUUUGAUUCAUGGAAAUGUUAUAUUCCACCAAGAUUGAUUAAUAAUAUAGACACUUUCAUAAACAUUUCAUUGCCACAUUUUAACACAGAUAAACCUAAUGCAGAAUAUCCAUACUUUCUUAGUCCUCUUUUCUUUCAUAUGUACGUGUUAAGACAGUGUUCAUUACUGUCUUUAAGGAUUUAUGAUAACUGUGAUUUUGAUCUACUGUGGAGCGAGAAAGGACUUUCCAUUUGGAGCUGUAUUUUUCACUGAAAACUGCCACCAAACAGUCACCCCUCUCCACAUCGUCCCCUCUGAUUGGCCCCCACGAAACAUGUCCAAAGAGCACAGGACAAACAAAUGUGGACCCUGUCCCCAGCAACAGUCUUAAUGAUGUCCAGUUAAGCAUGACAAAUAUUGCACAAGUGGAUACAGAAGUUACAGUCUUGUAGUGCACUUAAAUUUAUAUGGAAAGAUUUUCUUUAAAAGGCUCUUAGAUAUUAAUAGCACACAGCCAUGUCAAAAUGGACAACAGAUUAUAUGAUCUAGAACAUUUUAAUUAUUGUAUAUGCCAUAUAUUUAGUGACUUAAUUGUUUGUACAGUGCAUGUGUAAUCAUCAUAUUGUACGUGUAUACGUGCAUACGUGUAUAUAUGCUUCCUUUCCCAAUGAACCUGAUGCUAUAUUUAGGAGAAUGCAUGGACAGACUCACAGAGUUGAAGCACUGUAAAAACAAGCACACCUUUUGUAGGGUGUAUGACCUACAAUAGGAUUUGCGAAGCUGUUGCUGGUCUGAGUAUGGGUUAAGGGGAAUAUAACCCCGUGUUUUAGGCAUUUACAGCCAGUAGUGUUUGAUUCUUUGAAAUGUGCUGUCUCUUAAAAUGCUCACCAUUUUACACACAAAAAAGCCAUGGCUUUCUCACAAGCACAUCCAGUGGGAAAUGAGUGAAAGCUCAAGUACAGAUGUUUGCUUGAUUUAUUCAUGCAUUUAGAGUUGCUGCUGAGAACUGUAUUUAUUUUGCUGUAUUUGAUUCACUAUCUCACUAUCUCACUAUCUCCUUUUAAGUGUGCUGCUUUAUUUCUCACUAAUGUUCACUAUCCAGCUGUGUGAGAAUUACAUUUCAGUUGGGUUGGGUUUUUUUUUAUUUGUGCUUAGCUAUUCCAAAUAAAAUGGACGGGGAGUGUAUAGCAUGGAAUUUAGGUUUGUUAACUUGGUCAGUGUGUUAGAAGACUAUACCUGCAAUAUUUUAAAGUAGUCUACUGUGCCUUAUAUACAUGUUCUAUCAGGAGCACAGAUGAAUACAAGGCUGUAUAUAUUGUAUGACAUAACCACACAACAUUACCUGUUUCAGUGAGUUUGGGAUAAAUCUACGUAAGCCUCAUACCUCCUAUGAGGGAAAUAUAACAGUAGUGAUUUGCUUUGAAGGUUGACAUGUAGUGAUGUUGAUGAUCUAAUAAGACAUCUGUGUAUUGCAAUAAGAGACAAGCCCUUGUGUUAGCUUGUGAAUGAGCAUUUGCAGUUUUAAUCUGUAUUAAACCCUUACAUCAAGAGGGUGUAGAGUCUGAUGUAAUGGGCAAAUUAUUUAAGAAUAUUAUUUAAGAAUUAUAUUUGGGGUUUUUUUUUCUAGCAUAUGUCACACUGACAGUAUUGAUGAGAUCAAUUCCAGUGAUUUUAUGUCAGUACUCCACUGUAAAAAGGAUUACACAAAGUCCAGGUGAAAUGCAGACUGUAACAUAUUAUACAUGUUGAAAUUAAUUGAGUUGUAUAAGGAUAUAUUUGAACAACCAGAACAACCUUUCACAAUCUUAGAAAUAGGUUUUCCAUUAUCCAUCAUGUUCUGAGAACUCUGGAAAUUAUUCUAUAGGUCUCCAAUGUAUUUCUAGUUUGUUCCAGUGCUACAUCAGCCUUCCCAUCCUGUUUCCUGCUUCUGCACAGCCUUAUUUGUCUCAUAUGUGUACUUAAGAGGGGUGACCCUGCUUUGUUAUUAUGCAAUUUAUCAAACAGAGAGUUAGCAAGAGAAAGAGAGAGAGGGAGAAGGGAGGGAAGAACUUCAGGGAAAACAACCGCCCAGCUACCAAACGCUAUUUUUAAGAACUGGCUUGAGCUUGACAGACUGAGCUGAAUUUUAAACAUUGUAGUUCGAACCAAAAGCAAACAGCAAAAAAAAAAAGGAUAAUGAGGUGAUAUUUAAUGAUCUAUCCUUUAUGUUUCUCAUGAUGUUUCUCUUGUUCCUGUUUGUGAUCCUCGUCAACUGCAAUUAUUUGGUGAACUACUGAGUCAUGAGAGUCCUGAUUGUACUUACUCUGCUUGUGCUGUGUGCGGCAAAAGUGCAUUGUGGUCAGGACAGUCCCGCAUGUCCUCGGAAAGAAUCCUAUCCUGGUGUGCUGACCUUGAACGUGGGGUCAGAGGUCAUCCUGGGAUGCAGGGGUGAUGUCACUGUGGAUAGCGUCCCAUUAGUAAUGAGUACAAAACACAAAGAGAGACUUGGGAGAAGAGGAGAUGUAACUAGCCAUUGGAAAUCUCAAAAAGCCAGAGAGAGUCCUGGUACUACUGGAAUACACAAUCUACAAUCUGAGAACUUUGCCACCAAUGGAAAACACAAACUUCAAACUGCAACUGGAGUAUAUGCUAAAGUCAGUGAAUCUGUAACCACUGCUAACAUGGCUAUAAGCUCAGCAAAGGUGCAAAUGGGAAGUGGGCAAGGUUUGCAGGCUGCCAAUCAAUCCACUAAACCCAACAGUGUGGGCAGAGUUACAGAAGAAGGAGGGGCUUUUAGCAUAACCCUGGAAAUGGGUUUGAGUACUGAGAGGCGCACCACCACAGAACAUGAAGAGGAUGAGGACUAUAACGAGAAGGUGGAGGGACUGAGAGUGACCAGGUCCAUUAAGAGGCAGGCACGGUGGACCCGGAAUGGUCAGCUCAUGCGAGAGCGUGUGGAAAAUGGUGGGGCUUUGAGACUUCCUGCGCUUCGGUUGACUGACUCAGGGAACUACAGCUGCUAUAGGAGAGGCAAACUAGUUUCAUCGGUUAAAAUCAGUGUUGGCAUCCCUCCAGAGAAACCUACCCUGUCAUGCUACAAGAAAUCCCACAUCAGCAAAAUCCGGUGUGAGUGGAUAUCUAGACAGCCCAUCAUCCCACAGCCUCAGUGUUACAUGUUCCUCAGGAAAGGAUUGGAGAAGAUCUCCCAUGUGAAUUGUUCAUACUCUGAUGCAUGCUCCUGCUGUCAGUGUGCGUUACCCAGUAUGGAAAAUGACAGAAAUGUAUAUACAGUUCAACUAUGUGUGACCAACACAGCAGGCAAUUCCACAAGUUCUACAUACAGCUACAUUCCUCAAAACAUCAUUAAGCCAGAUCCUCCAGUUGAAGUUAAAGUGAAGCCAGUCAAGGGUGAGCCUCACAUGUUGAAUGUCUCUUGGUCGUCACCUACCACCUGGAUGUGGGACUUGUUCUACACCCUUCGCUUCCAGCUUAGAUAUCGUCCUCUACAUGCCAAACAGUAUCAGCAGGUGGUCGUGGAGAGUAGAGACUGGUUGAUUUUGGAUGCUCUGCCACACACUGACCACGAGAUUCAGAUUCGAGCAAAAGACGAGUAUGAAGGGCACUGGAGCGACUGGACUAGUCCUGUGCAUGCACACACAUGGACAUCUCCUGAAAUCACUGUUGCCCCUGACGUUAAUACCAGUCUGGAGUCAGAUUGGAUAUUUCCUGAAGGGUCUGGAAGGCCAGAAGUUGAAGUGGAGAUUAGACCUGCUGCUGACGGUGAUGGUGUAAUGUGGGUGAAUGUGAUGUGCGUAGUGGGAGUCUGUCUCCUUUUCACCUUCGUUAUAAUCUCUGUCUACUCUCUCAGAAACAGAAAGACGUUCAUUUCUAAAAAGAGCAAGGAGAGUGUCUCUUCAGCCUGCUCUUGUUCCUCUCCUUCUCCUCUCCUUCAGCAGCCCCUGAUGACUCAGAGAAGCAAUCUUCAGGAAGGGGAAGGCAUCUACUUGCAUAAUGUGGAAUACUUUUUAUCUCCCUGUGGGCCUGCUGGGUCUUAA